Messenger RNA from Rhododendron vialii, 1265 nucleotides. Its product is annotated as nudix hydrolase 16, mitochondrial-like. Lineage: Eukaryota; Viridiplantae; Streptophyta; Magnoliopsida; Ericales; Ericaceae. The coding region runs from base 371 to 916 and encodes 181 amino acids. Gene Ontology annotation, molecular function: pyrophosphatase activity. The record is from RefSeq and is a predicted model, not a curated record. The transcript is spliced from 4 exons. Gene Ontology annotation, cellular component: cytoplasm; nucleus.
ACUUUGACCAUUCGGAUCCGUUUCUACCGCUCUCUCUCUCUCUCUCUCCCGGAUCUCUCUAGGCCCUAGGGUUGGUCUCUCUCUCUCUCUCUCUCCGAAAAAACAAGAAGGCAAGGGGGGGAAAAAGCACGCAGAAAAUGCAAAAACCAAGCCGUUUUGAUCCCCUCUCUGCAACUGCCGACUCUCAAGCCCUCACUCGGUAACGGCAUUGUCGCGUCAUCGCCUCUGUGUGCGCCACCGUACUCGCAAACCACCAGCGACGACGACAAUGGCGGAUUCGGUCGGAAUGAGCGCAUUGCCGGCGGCGAAUGGCGGGAGCUGUUCGUGGUGAUUCGACAAAGAAUUUCGGUUAAUAAGUUUUACGUAGAGUAUGUCUGAUUUGGUGGCCCGGACGGGUCGGCAUCAGCAGCGCUACGAGGCCGGUUGUCGCCUCGUCGCAGGGUGUAUUCCAUACAAGUAUAGGGAUUCUGGUGAAAGUAGUGACGAGAACUUGGAGAGGAUUGUUGAGGUGCUUAUGAUCAACACACCCAGUGGACCGGGUCUUUUAUUUCCCAAGGGAGGCUGGGAGAAUGAUGAAACUGUUGAGGAGGCAGCUGUACGAGAAGCUAUUGAAGAAGCUGGAGUUCGAGGGGACUUGAUGGAUUUUCUGGGAGAAUACGACUUCAGGAGUAAAACCCACCAAGAUGAGUUUAGCCCAGAAGGCUUAUGUAGAGCUUCAAUGUUUGCUUUGCUUGUAAAGGAGGAGCUUGAGUCAUGGCCAGAGCAGAGCACCCGAAGUAGAACAUGGCUCACCAUACCUGAAGCGGCAGAGAGCUGCCGGCAUGCAUGGAUGAGAGAAGCUCUGUUACAAGGGUUCUCCAAGUGGCAUGACCAGAAAAUGGAGAGUACAGGGGAAGAAUUCCCGGAUGAAGACUAAUUUGUGAAGUGCAAAAGCACUAUUUCGCGGGGGAUUUGUAGGCCUAGAGGCUAGCAUCUCUGCUGGAAACUGUUUUCAGGUCAAUCUUUUUCUUUUCCAUUAGUUCGUGAAGCGGAAGAAAUGGUAUUUAGCAAUGUUUGGCCUAGUUCCUUGCAUACUUAGUUUACCUGGCUCACUCUUAUACUUUACAAGUCGUUUUCUUUUGACUGACCUCUCUCCGACGUAUUUUAAUUGGGAGAGGAGAAACUUGCAGAAACUCCUUCUAGCCUCGUAUAGAACUGAUACAAUCAUUUGCUGUAAGACCAUUUUUAACCUUCAUUCUCAAUGAUCUGAUCGAUGAUUGCAUUUA